Messenger RNA from Cyanidioschyzon merolae strain 10D, 810 nucleotides. RefSeq lists its product as hypothetical. The transcript has a single exon. NCBI's taxonomy places the organism in Eukaryota, Rhodophyta, Bangiophyceae, Cyanidiales, Cyanidiaceae. The coding region runs from base 1 to 810 and encodes 269 amino acids. The record is from RefSeq and is a predicted model, not a curated record.
AUGGCGGUUCCGUCGGGUGUGCACCGUUGUUUUUUCCGUGGGCAGUCGGUAUCCCUUGAAAAACUUUUGAGCAUCUUCGCCUCUGAAGUUUGUGAACAAGUCGUGUUUAUUGGUGAAAAUCACGAGCACUCGGUCGCGCAGCAGCUUGAACUUCGUAUUCUGGAAGCUCUGUGGCUAAGUAGUCAACGACAGAAUCGACAACUUUUGCUCUCUUUGGAGUUCCUAGAUCGAUCCCAACAACAUGUACUCAACGAGGCGAUGCUUCGUGACGAGAUAGAGAGCGUGGUUCCCGAACCGUACGUGCCGUUGGUGCGUUUCGCCCGCACCAAUAACCUUGCUGUACUCGCCGCGAACGCCCCUCGCAGUAUCACAAGCCGAGUGGCAAAACAAGGCCAGCAAGCGGUUAUGGAGACGCUCUCACCGAAGGAACGUGCGUGGUGCGCACCGACGCCCUGGCCUGCACCCAGUAACGCCUACAGCGAAGCCUUUCAGGCCAUCAUGCAGCAGGUAAUGCGACCGGAUCCGAGCUCUGCACAAGCUCAACAGGAGCGCAUGCAGAGAAUGCUCCAAGCGCAAUCUCUCUGGGACGCAACAAUGGCUUUCAGUAUCGCGGAAGCUUUAGAACGCUAUCCAAAGGCUCAGGUACUCCACGUUACUGGGUUUUUCCAUGUCGCGAACCGACUGGGGACAGUUGAGAUGCUUGCACAUUAUCGGAAUACAGUGAAUGCGCUCGUUUCCAUCGUCUACCCGGAAGAAUUGCAGCAUUCGACAAGUGCUCUUGAUGGAGACGUUGUGAUCUAUGCCCCUUGA